Sphaerodactylus townsendi is the source of this 2827-nucleotide messenger RNA. Its product is annotated as BTB/POZ domain-containing protein KCTD12-like. Gene Ontology annotation, biological process: protein homooligomerization; regulation of G protein-coupled receptor signaling pathway. NCBI's taxonomy places the organism in Eukaryota, Metazoa, Chordata, Lepidosauria, Squamata, Sphaerodactylidae. Gene Ontology annotation, molecular function: protein binding. The transcript is spliced from 2 exons. The record is from RefSeq and is a predicted model, not a curated record. Bases 497 to 1363 code for a protein of 288 amino acids.
GAGGGACCGAGCGGGAGGAGGCGGAGGCGGAGGAGGAGGAGGAGAAGCGGACAGGCGAGCCAGGCGGGGAGCUGCGCUUUUGCGCCAAGGCGCCAAGAGAACGAGCCGGUCAGAGGCGAAUCGCAAAGGUGACAGCAGCUCCUAAGCCCACGAGCUGCGGAGGGACAGACGGACUUCCAGCCAUUGUCCUCCUGCAGCCCAGACGGCGGAGGGUCACCCACGGCAGCCCCUCUCCCGCCACCCCCCGCCGGGACCCCGCCAGCCACGCUGCUCGCUUGCCUGGAUGGUCCUUGCUUGGAGGGCAAACCGAGGCUGGUGCGCGGAGGCUGGAGGGCGAGGAGGAGCGCUCUCUCCGGCCCUGGAGGAAUGAAAGGCGCCUUCUAACCCAGCCCAGCCUACCCCCGAGUCGCGCUGCCGCCGGCUGGGCGCUGCUGCUUUCCUCGGUCGCUUUGGAGAGGGGCCAUUCGGAAAGGUGGGCAGGAGAAGAGAAUUCACCAUGGCCUUGGCAGACCAUGCAAGUUGUGCCAAACCCAGCGAUGACAUGGUUUUCCCAGAGAUCAUAGAGCUGAAUGUGGGAGGUCAGGUCUAUAUCACCCGCCACAACACCCUGAUCAGUAUUCCAGGAUCACUGCUCUGGGAAAUGUUCACACAGAAGAAUACCCGUUCCUUAGCCCGGGACAGCAAGGGCAGGUUCUUUGUGGAUCGCGACGGCUUCCUUUUCCGCUACAUCUUGGACUACAUGAGAGACCAGCAACUUGUUCUUCCUGAGCACUUUCCAGAGCGAGGCCGUUUGCAGCGAGAAGCAGAGUACUUCAAAUUGCCAGAGCUCGUCAAGAGCCUUGCCCCAAAGCUUAGCAAGCAGAACUCCAUUGGAGACGAUCCCUGCCAAAGUGACCCAGAGGAGCUGUCCCCUAGUAUGGACACUGCCCGCAACCUGGCUGCUGCCAGUGCUAUCCUGGCAGGCAGCUCCAUCACUGCUGGCGGCGGCACCGCGCAAGAUAUCAGGAGAUCAGGCUUCAUCACCAUUGGCUACCGGGGCUCCUACACUCUUGGCAGAGACAGCCAAACAGAUGCCAAAUUCCGCAGGGUGGCCAGGAUCAUGGUGUGUGGUAAGACCUCCCUGGCCAAGGAAGUCUUUGGGGAGACACUGAAUGAGAGCAGGGACCCUGACCGGCCCCCAGAACGCUACACCUCCAGGUACUACCUCAAAUUCACCUUCCUGGAACAAGCCUUUGACAAACUGGCUGACUCUGGCUUCCACAUGGUGGCCUGCAACUCCACGGGGACCUGCGCCUUUGCCCACGAACAGACAGACGACAAGAUCUGGACCUCUUACACCGAAUAUGUUUUCUACCGUGAGUGAUGCUUAAACCAAAACCAAACCAAAUUGCACCAAAAGCCAAUUCUCCCUUGGUCCUUCCCAUGUCGCCAUUUCUUUAGCACGUAGAUAACCAUCAGACCCUUGAACCUUGAAUCUUCUCUCCUUCCUCACUUUCCAAACCGAACCCUCUUUGGCUCCUCCCCGAACUGGUUCCCGAGUAUUGCCGAACCUUCUUUCCAGCAAUAGCCGACAGUAGCUAGCAACAUCCCCCGGAUUAUGGACUUGGACGCUGUUGUGUGGGGGGAAUUGUCUUUGUAUAUGGGGUGGGUUUGGGUUGGGUAAUCUGCCAGUAUUAACCAGUAAUGCAGCAUUUCACGGGGUGCCGCUGGAAUGAGACUUCUUUCCAUGCUAUGGGCAUGCUCCUUGCUCUUUGCUCUGCCUGUGCUGGAGGAAUAUGCUUAUACUUGCACUAAAGGAACGUGGCAGGGAUCCUGGUCUGAAGGGUCUCGUUCUGGCGGAGGGAUGAAAAGUGCAAAGGAAUCCUCCCUGCCACAGACAUAUUAACAAUAGCCUCUGUAAGCAGCUUAGCAUUUAGAUGGCCAGUGCUUUGAAAGGUGAGUGAGCAAGUAUGUGUCCCAUGUCACUGCAUCCCUCACUAGACAUGUUGCUGUUGCUUAGAGAGCUGAACAGGCCACAAGGGGGUCUGGGAAACCAGGUUUCUGUCAAACACUUCUGGAGAUGUGCCUGGGAGAUUAGAAGUAGCCCAGAGCCCUUCCCUCACCUGUCUCCUCUCCCUCUCCCUUCCCCUCCGUUGGUCACCUUCCUUUCAGCUGCAGCAAAUACAUUUCUGAGAAUCCCAGCUUGGGAAAAGUGGUGGUGGCAGACAGGGAAAGGUGAUGGGCCCUUCCCUUCUUCUCCCUCCCAGUUGUUGUUUAGAAGAGAUGCAGGCUUCCCAGCUGCUGCCAGAUGUCUACUGUGGCUCUGAUUAACUGUUGUUCUCAGACAGAUGUAGUAAGAUGGGUUUGCGGGUGGGCACUGAUGUGCAUUCAUAAAAUUCCAAACACACACCAAGUGUAUAUAUAUGCACCAGGUGGGCUAGGGUGGGAUGGGACCGGAGGUCUCAGUGAGAGUCUCACACAGAAGAUGUAAUGGUAGUUCCUUAGGAAAGUUCCCCGUCCAGUUUGUCAUUGUCUUUCCUUCACUUAGAAUAGGAAGAAAAGGCCAUAGCGACGCAGAAUAAUAUCCUGGCUUGUCGAAGGAUUUUUGCAGUGAGCGGUGGCCUGAUAUGCCAAAAGCAAUGGGUUCUUUUAUUCACAGUUGCAAAAGGAAAGAAAGAAAAGCACAGGAACCAAACAUCCAACUUGGGUGGUAACAUAUGCAGAGCCUCUUUUCAAAUAUAUAGCACAGCACUGAGUGUUUGUGGGCCUUGGGGGAGGGGUGCUGCCUGGUUGGCUGGCUGGCGCUUUAGCAGGCCUGGGACUAUGUGUAAUAAAGGAACAAAAGAGA